AUGGCAGCCCCAAACACACACAUUCGCGGUUCAGUAAAGGAUAUACUGCUGGCAUCUAUCUUGUCGUCGGUGCCUCUAGUAGUACUGUCCGCCAUUUUGCUCGGGCUCGUCUUUAGAAACCGGGUAUAUCCCAGUAGCCCUCUUUCUGACAUUCAAGGAGCUGCAGCCUCCGAGAACGAUGACAGUGUCAUCUAUGUCAACCUGAGUGCUACGACAUUGACUGCGCUGGCCUCGUGGUCCAGCACAAUCGCUCCCCUCACCUUGACGUACAUUCUAUCCUUGGCGUCGUUUCCGGCUGCCCGGGAAAUGAUUCGGGCCGCGGUCAAUACCCUCAGGUCUGGGUCCGGAACUCUGACCCCGUACCAGUUGUCAUUGAUGCUCCGGAUGAUUUGCAGUUCGUACUUGAACUCUGUGUGGUAUUGCAUUUCCUACAUUGCAAAGUGGCGAAAGAGAGCACCGAUUGCGAGGUCUGUCGUCGUCAUGAUAUGGAUCUUGAUGUUGAGUUCACUGCUCAGCGCGCUAGUCUUUGCCACAGAUUCAUGGCUCCAUUUCACAACCAAGAGCGUAACUCUCACUCAGUUCGAGCCAGUGUCAUUCGAUGAUGCUAGCUUUGGACUACAUCAGAACUGCACAAAUUUAACAGAGAGCUUUACUGCCCAGUGCGACCUGAACCCGGCCGGGUCGACAACAUUCCUAUGGAAUGCUGAGGAGUCGCUAAAUCUUCUGGCAAAUAUCUCGACGAGGGGCAUGGUGCAACCCGUAUCGGACGAUGCUGGUAAUCAGUAUGCGUACAUUGGCCUUCCGGUAAGCCUCUCGAAGAGCAGCGUGGAUUACGUGGCCACAUCGCUGGCAGUCCAAACUAAAUGCGCACCUAUUACUACACGCUGUUUCAAUGCGACCAGCACCAUAUCAGGUCCUUCUGCGAAGUACAGUUGCGAUUUUGCCAUGCAAGGAACUAUCAGCACAACUUUCAUCAAUUCCAUGAACAUGGGAUAUUUCACAAAUUCGACCUUGUCGGAUACCAUCCCGGAAAAAACUCCAAUGUCCAACCCUUAUUACUUUGCUGCCGUGGUGAGCGCAAAUCAGAACGUGGGACUGAAUCAAGACCUGAUCCACGAUCCCGAGAUUAAGAGCGGCGAACACGGUUCUGUGCUCUUUGUCGUAUUGUGCAAUGCUACUGUAUUUGAUAUGGUAUACACUUCCGCCAACAGCACGGUCACACAAGUCUCUGUGCUGGAGAGUAACUCGUCCACCACCAGCGUCGUCAUGGGAACACAAGCAUACACACACGUUGGGGAUACGUACAUCCUCCAGCGUACCAGUCUCGAUGUUUGGCAGAGCCACAGUGCACAGGAGAUAGCCAGCAAGUUCGCUCAUACGUACAGCGAGAUAGCGCUGGCGGCUUCUGGUGCUGCCCUCGAGCCGGGGCCUGCCGUGGAAGCCCAGUUACGGUCUUCAAUGAUCGUGGCCAAGGUGCCAAAGGCGCCUUUGGGUUGCCUGGUGGCUGCCAACUUGCUGUUAGCAGUUCUGGGUAUUCUCCUUACCGUUAUCGCCCUUUUAGUUCUGAAUAAUGAUGUGGGGGACGUGAAAGCAAGGCUGGGUAUCCCUGCCUUGGUAGCGACACAUUUUGAGACCAACGGGGGAGAUGAGCCGGUGAAGAACAUUGAAGAUAUGUUUGAGGAGUUUGAUGGUCGAGCUGGGCCGCGAGUUGUGGCGGCAAAAACGGCGCUGGGCUGCUGGAGGUUGGAGAGACGGUGA
Messenger RNA from Metarhizium brunneum ARSEF 3297, 1758 nucleotides. RefSeq lists its product as uncharacterized. The record is from RefSeq and is a predicted model, not a curated record. Lineage: Eukaryota; Fungi; Ascomycota; Sordariomycetes; Hypocreales; Clavicipitaceae.